CUUUAUUUGACGUCUGUGCUGGACUGUGGAAUUUGCUUUUCGCAUGCAAGCGCCGAUUUAUUUUUGUAAAAUUACAAUACACAAUGGCUGAUAUUUUGAAGAAUGAAGAGGCAAUUAAAGAUAUAGAGAACGGAGAAGAGGAGGAGGAGGUUGACGGAGCAGAGGAAAUAGAAUCCAAAGACCCGGCUAAAAAGAAGAAGAAAAAAAAGAAAAAGAAGAAGACAGCGGGAACUGAAAUUGAGAAUGAAACUGAAGCCUCGGAAAAGGCUCAAACACUUCCAGUAGAAGAGAAUAAUGAAGAGGGUGAUAAAAAAAAGAAGAAGAAGAAUAAAAGUAAAAAUAACAAAAUCCCUAGCAAGGCGCAAACUGACCCACCAACAAUUCCAAUUGGAGAACUAUUCCCCGAUGGCAAUUUCCCUGAAGGUCAAAUAAUGGAGCAUGGCCCAGCUGAGGGUAUUGAUGAGAGGACUGCCAAAGAUCGCUUCAGUAGUGAAGAGAAGAGAGCUUUAGAUAGAAUGCAUAACUAUAUCUAUCAAGAGAUAAGGCAGGCUGCAGAAGCUCACAGGCAGACACGCAAAUAUAUUCGUGAUUGGAUAAAGCCAGGCAUGACCAUGAUACAAAUCUGUGAGGAGCUGGAAUCCACAGCAAGACGUCUCAUUGGUGAGGAUGGCUUAAAGGCAGGGCUGGCUUUCCCUACUGGCUGCAGCCGCAAUCACUGUGCUGCCCAUUAUACACCAAACACAGGCGACAACACGGUUCUUGAAUAUGAUGAUGUGGUCAAAAUAGACUUUGGCACACAUAUUAAUGGACGAAUCAUUGACUGUGCGUUCACUUUGCACUUCAACCCGCGUUAUGAUCCUCUGGUGAAAGGUGUUCAAGAAGCCACUGAAGCGGGCAUCAAGGCUUCUGGUGUUGACGUCAGGCUCUGUGACGUUGGAGCUGCUGUUCAAGAGGUAAUGGAGUCACAUGAGGUGGAGAUAGAUGGCAAAGUGUAUCAAGUGAAACCGAUCCGCAAUCUUAACGGCCACUCAAUUGGCCCUUAUCGAAUUCACGCCGGCAAAACUGUGCCAAUCGUGAAAGGUGGUGAAACGACGCGCAUGGAGGAGAACGAGUUCUAUGCGAUCGAGACGUUCGGCUCCACGGGCCGCGGACAGGUGCACGACGACAUGGACUGCUCGCACUACAUGAAGAACUUUGAUCAGCAAUUUGUGCCUUUAAGACUGCAGUCGUCGAAGCAGCUGCUGAACGUGAUCAACAAGAACUUCGGCACGCUCGCGUUCUGUAAGCGCUGGCUGGAGCGCGCGGGCGCGUCGCGCUACGCCAUGGCGCUGAAGGACCUGUGCGACAAGGGCGUGGUGGACGCCUACCCGCCGCUGUGCGACGCCAAGGGCAGCUACACGGCGCAGUUCGAGCACACCAUCCUGCUGCGGCCCACGUGUAAGGAGGUCGUCUCGCGCGGCGACGACUACUAGUACGGGAGCCGACGAGGGGAUUCUUGCAGUUACUCGAGCGCGGCAGAUAAACCUUGCACGUUAAAUAUUGGAUAGAAGCAGGCGUUACUUUGCGGAAAUUCAUCAUGAUUAUAUAAUGAUUUAUUUAUUUUGCUAUGAUCCGCGAAAAGCCGACGAACCCACGCGACAACUUCACCCAGGUCCGACAAAAUACUCUACGUACGUUUCACCCCGAAACCGGAGCAUCCUCAGGAGAUGUUGACUCGACAACGUGCAAUUGCACCUGGGUGACGUCGUCGCAUGGGUUCGUUGACUUUUCGCGGAUGAUACCAAAAUAAAUAAAUCAUUAUAAAACCUUGCACGUUGUUGAGUACCUCCACCAAGUAUGAGCCCUUAAUAUUGGUGGGUACGUUUAGGGCAACCAAAAAAAAGCUAACUUCAGAAAUACUCAACCAGCACGUCAGAUUAAGAUAAGGUAGGUGAGUUGAUAGCUAAAAAUUGUACAUUUAAAAAAUCUGACGUUUUAAGCGUAACGUAAUGGAAUGGGAGGGUUUCAAAGUUACAAAAUAAAACCCUUAUAUUUUAGUUCUCGAGUUACGAGCGCGAUUGAUUUUUUACUUAUUUUGAAGAAAAUAACCUCCUAAUUUAUCGUUAAAAUUUUCUGACAAUUUUAGUAAGCUAAAGUGGUAAAAAUUGCUUUUAAAGUCUGUAGUUUUUUUUCCACCGCUAAAAGCGAAAAAAGUAGAUAACCAUUUAUUCUUCCUAUAAUUUAAUCUACCAAAUGUAAUCGGUCGAGUAACUGCAAAUUUAGCAUCCCGGGCUCCCCUACUAUAAACCUUAGAGCCUCGAAUACACAACUCGCUUCGACGGAGCCCUGAGUGUAACGCAUCGCUUCGAGUUCUUUGACUGGCAAAACCCGACGACAAUAGGCUAGUUGACUCAUAUCAAAUUUAAUAUAAACAAUUAAUUUUGUGUAGUACAUAGAAUAACCGAAAUAUAUCAAUAUCAAUUAAUAAAAGUUAAAAAUUUUAUAGAAAACUUAAUUUAAAAAUUAUGUAUUUAAUCUAUCUUUGCAAACGCCAAAAAUGCUGUUCUCCAUUUUGUGACGUCACGACGUUACUUGAUGGAGAACAGCUUAACUAAUUAUUAACUAAUAAUGUUAAACCUUAACUUAACGGUUUGACAAAAUUAUUAGUUAUUAAUUAAAUAAUUUCUAAAUCAAGUUUACUAUAGAAUCGUCAACUUUUAUUAAUCAAUGUCGAUAUAUUUCGGACUCUUAUCCCAUGUUUUAUAUGAAAUUAAUAUUGUUUAUGUUAAAUUUUAUGACUCAACUACCUAUUGGAAGUCCAGCGAAUCGAAGUUAGUGCCUACACUAUCCGUUUCAAUUAACUUCGAUCAACUUCGCGAGUAGUGUAUUGGGGUGUAACAUUUCAAUAAAAUAUGUAUAAAUAUUUUUACAUUGAACACAGACUAAUGGAAAAUAAGUUGAAAUUCAAAAUGACUUUAAAUCUCUGGCAUAAUCGAUCUGCUGAAUCAAAAUGUCAGCGGGUCGAUUAUGACAGCAUACAUACAAAAAAUUCAAAAUUCUUUGAAAAUACCCUUAUGGUGUAUGUAACGUGAGAAUUUAUUAUAGAUAUCUUACCAACUUUAAAGAUUCGAUAUCUAUACUCAAGAGGCACAAUUAUCCGCCCACUUUAAUAUGACGCGAGUAUAUCAAAGUGGGCGGAUAGUUGUGCCUCUGAGUAUAUAUUCAUACAAGGGCGUAUUCGGAAUGUUUGAGCCAUAUUGGACCUGUGCAAAUCUGUGUCAAAAACAUUUUUUUUUAUAUUUUGUGUUUUUAGAGUUUUUACCAGAUUCUUCCAUUCGUUAGUUAGAUCUCAGACCAAUUACCUUUGGACUAGUAUCGCAAUCAAAUUCACCAACAAAAUUGUCUGUUGUUUAUUGAGGGAAAUGAGGUAAACUCACACAUUGAAAAUAUUUAACACCAAUAAAUAUAUCCCUGUGUCAUUACACUACACACAACUAUAAAUUUAAAUCGUAAUACACACACGUAUAUGACACAAUGAAACAUCGAUUCUAUAAACGCAGUUUGUUGGAUCAUGAUCAUGUACUUUUGACAGAGGGGUAACGUCUAUCGAGACAGGUCUUAUGGUAAUUGGUCUGAGGACAUAGUUCUCGCCAAACAAAUAGUCUGCCCUGAAGUUGCUAAUGCAAUACUGAAAACUGCGCAGAUAUACUAGUCUCGCAGUGAUAGGCCUCGUUAUAAUAAGCCUAUUUUAAUGGCCUACUACAGGGUCAGACCUUCAUUAUAGGAGACGAGAUAUGGAGAUUAGACUUCUCCAAUAUAAAUAAUUUUGUCAGUUCAAAGCGAACUAAAAGUUUGGCUAAAACUAUAUAAUAGGUAAGAAGUUUUGUUUACAACCUUUUUUAUACACUGUAUAUCCUAACGUCUGUUAUUGUUUUAAACAUAUGUUAUUAUAUUAUAGAGGAAAUAUUUCCGUUUGCAUCUAACAAUGACUUAGUCAGCUUUGUAUUGUUGAGUUUACAUGAUCUAUAAAUACAUAAUAACAAACCAUACGUAAAUCAACUGUUGUUAAGGAAUUUUGUGAUAUUAAUAUUCUACAGUACGCAACUACGUACUAGAUGUCACAUUUAUACCAUGCCAUAAUUGUUUUUUUGGUUGUUUUUUAUUUCCUUAGCAACAGUAUAAAAUAAUAUUAAAAUAAGUGAAAUGAGUUACAGUAGAACUCAAAAAUCAGAACAUCGAUGUAAGUAAUCAGGUAAACUAUACGAAUAAACUUCUUUUAUGGA
Molecule: messenger RNA, 4262 nt
Organism: Bicyclus anynana (squinting bush brown)
Lineage: Eukaryota; Metazoa; Arthropoda; Insecta; Lepidoptera; Nymphalidae
Gene: und
Product: methionine aminopeptidase 2
Exons: 8
Coding region: 84-1472 (462 amino acids)
Biological process (GO): proteolysis
Molecular function (GO): metalloaminopeptidase activity
Source: RefSeq, a predicted model, not a curated record